UCUGCCUGGUCGUUCGUUGGUCAAUCGCUUUUUUUUUUUUUUGAAAUCCUGAGCCCCAUAAUUUGUUCGACAUUCGGACACUAAGCUUUCUAAUCAGUCAGUGUUGUUUUUGCCGUUCGACGCGCGAGACUUAGCUCUCCUUGGUCCAAGACUUGGAAACAAUUUUCAUAAUGGACAUAUCAGCAUUUAACGACUAUGAUGGGCGCAAAGAGGCACUGGAUCUCAGCCCUCGAACGGUCUCCCCACCCACUUCAAAGCCCUCGUGUUUACCUGAACACCCCAAGCAGAAUCAUGUUCAGCCUCCCUUGAUGAGGGGAGGUGACAUGUCAACCUUUGGAAGAAGCUCCAUGGCCUUCCCAAUGCGAUUUCCAAUGAAUCUACAAAGGGCGGGAGACCCGGUGAUUUUGGAUCGCCUCAUCAAGGCCAACUUGGCUUUAUCCAAUCUUAAGAGCAACAAUGGUCCUGGGUUCCCGUUCCUUGGUCUGGGAUCCAUGAGGUUUGCUCCUUCACCCGAGUGCCCUUUGCCGAGGUCUCCUCCCAACGAGCUCCACAGGGUGUCUCAGGAGUCCAUACAAUCUUACAAUCAAUUCCGGGAGAGCAUGCUAUGGCAAUUUCGGCACAGCAAGGCCAAACGUAAACGUAGAGAUUCGAACGGGUCUACAGCUGAGGAUGACAACAAAUCGCUCUCAUCGUCGCCCAACUCACCCGCAACCUCGGUUGACACCUCCCCUGAAGUCAAUUCUCAGCCCCAAUCCAAGAAGUCUCGGCGGGUGGAAGAAAUCAAGGACGAGGCGUAUUGGGAGCGUCGGAAGAAGAAUAAUGAGGCUGCCAAGCGAUCACGAGAUGCUCGGAGGGCCAAAGAGGACGAGAUUGCCAUUCGAGCCGCGUUUUUGGAGCAAGAGAACAUCCAGUUGAAAUGGGAGGUGGCCCGAAUGAAGUCAGAAACUGGUCGCUUGCGGGCCCUGAUCCUGAACGACUCUGCUUCGGAUAGUUCGGAGCUUCAUUCUGUCAUCAUGGAUAAUGGCUCGUAAUUUACAUGUGGAAUUCUUCGGUCUCCUGUCCUUUUGUCCUUUAUUUUCUCCAUCAUGCACCUUUCAAGUGGUUACUUUGAACACGUUAAAUUUGUAUGUGAACGUAGACUUGAAUUUUAUUCCGUUUGAUCUCUUGCCUCAAAAAACACCCUUGUGAUACAACUUUUCUUUUUACGAAAAUGAUGACUCUCAAUGCCUAUACAUCUUUGUAAGUGUUUCUCAAGCAUUAUUUCAAAAGUCUUUCAUGUUGUAAAAAAUGGAUAGGAUUUAUUCCCAUUGUUUCCGUGCCUGAAAUUGCUCAAAAUGAAUUUGCAUUACUCUUGAAUGUGCGUUCUUGCGCCAAAGCUUCUGUGCUCUAACAUGAUUACAAAAGUUGAAUUGAGCAUUAUUUAAAUAUAUGCCUUCACAUUAUCAUAACGCGUCAUUCCUGAGUGCCUUUUCGAAUAAACAUAUUUAAUCAUUGGUCAUAAUUGC
Tigriopus californicus is the source of this 1505-nucleotide messenger RNA. Its product is annotated as D site-binding protein-like. The transcript has a single exon. Gene Ontology annotation, molecular function: DNA-binding transcription factor activity, RNA polymerase II-specific; RNA polymerase II cis-regulatory region sequence-specific DNA binding. NCBI's taxonomy places the organism in Eukaryota, Metazoa, Arthropoda, Copepoda, Harpacticoida, Harpacticidae. The record is from RefSeq and is a predicted model, not a curated record. The coding region runs from base 171 to 1031 and encodes 286 amino acids. Gene Ontology annotation, biological process: regulation of transcription by RNA polymerase II. Gene Ontology annotation, cellular component: nucleus.